AUACUAAUGGUAUCCAUGGCCGCUAUUGGGUCACUUUAUGGCAUUUUAGUCAUGCCAGUGGGAGUCAUAGAGGUGAUUUAUAACGGAGAGUGGCCGUUAAGGGAAGGACUAUGUCGUGCACGCCAUAUUUGCAAUCAAUUCCUUGGUACAACCUUCAUGAUACACAUCUUUUUUCUGUCUAUUGACCGGUACAUUGCCAUAUGCAAGCCUCUCAAGUACAGAGUGUUGACGUAUAAGACAGGUUUGGUUAUGACUGCCGUCUCCUGGUUACUGUCGAGCCUAACAGCAGCAGCAACACAAAUUGUAACAGAAACUCAUUCAGGUGUAAUAGCUCCACUUUAUAACACUUCGUCAUUGGUUAAACCUGAAUAUAAUAUCUUCACAAACAAAAUAUUUAUCCUUACCAGCUAUUUCAUAUUGUAUUCUCCGUUCAUUGUUUCUUAUUUUCUCUACGGGUUCAUACUUUUUGAAGUUUACAGAUAUCACAAAAGGACACAGAGACGUUUACAAGCUCAAAAAUUUGAAAGCAACCAAUCACCUGGUAAAGAUUACACAUCUAAACAGAAUAAAGCAGUUGAAAUUCGCAAUCCUGGUUCCCAGAAACUUGCAUUUUGUCCGGGAGAUGGUGCGUCUUGUAUCUCAGUAGCACACGAUCCUCCUGCAGCAACCGAGGAUAAGAAACAAGAAUCUGCUCAAAUUGUUGCGCACCGACGCUCAAACAUUUUUAAGGCCCUUCGCACCGUCGGUUUCAUUAUGAUUUGCUACACGCUAUGCUGGUUGCCGGCGUGGAUUUACUUGACUUGGUUAUUUGAACAGGGUUUAAGCUUUCCACUGUGGUCUGAGAUUCUGGUGCUGUGGAUCACGUACAGCAACUCUGCGUUAAAUCCAAUCAUCUACUGCACGUAC
This is a messenger RNA of Lymnaea stagnalis (great pond snail), 906 nucleotides long. NCBI's taxonomy places the organism in Eukaryota, Metazoa, Mollusca, Gastropoda, Lymnaeidae. The record is from the annotation of a GenBank genome assembly.